UCCACGUAUUAUUUUGCACAACAUAACAAGUUGGUAUUAUUUCUUCUAUUAAGCUCUCUCUCGUUUGGGAUAGAAGAAGAAAGAAAGAAAGGGAAGACCAAGAUGCCUUGUCUUUACAUCUCUACAAACGUGAAAUUGGAUGGAGUUGAGACAGAUUCCAUAUUUUCCGAGGCCACCAAAGCCGUCGCUACCAUUAUCGGAAAACCUGAAAAGUUUGUGAUGGUCAUACUCAAGGGAUCUGUUGCCAUAUCGUUCGGCGGGAACAAUGAUCCGGCGGCAUAUGCGGAGGUGGUGUCGAUGGGCGGUAUAAAUUCGGCAGUGAAGAAGGAGCUCAUUGUAACUCUUGGCACAAUUCUGGAAUCUAAGCUUUCAAUUCCAAGGACUCGAUUCUUUCUAAAGGUGUACGACACCACCCUCGGACGAAACAAGUCCAAGUUAUAAGGAGCUUCCAUCCAAAGGGGAAAAAAAUAAUAAUAAAUAACAAAUAAUAAUUUCUGGGAUUUUUUUUGACAAUUUGGUCCAAGCCAAGGUUUAAGCACUGUUCCACCCAGGAAAAGACCACCCACCGCGACAGGGAAAAAAAAAUAAUAUUUCACUUUGGCAAUUUUAUUUUUUCGUAUGAUUUAUGUAUGAGUUUACCUUUUUCUAUUUAUGUCACGCUAAAACUUUACAUAUAUAGUUCAAAACGACAUGAAACUAGUUCAA
Messenger RNA from Morus notabilis, 705 nucleotides. RefSeq names its product macrophage migration inhibitory factor homolog. Lineage: Eukaryota; Viridiplantae; Streptophyta; Magnoliopsida; Rosales; Moraceae. The record is from RefSeq and is a predicted model, not a curated record. Gene Ontology annotation, molecular function: phenylpyruvate tautomerase activity. Bases 103 to 441 code for a protein of 112 amino acids. The transcript is spliced from 2 exons.